CUAUACUAUAGAGUCAUAGGCCACAAUCAUGUAGUCAGAUGAGUACUCGGUAGAGAUAGGAUCUGGCAAGCGAUACUGGUAUAUUUUUAGGCUUAAUUUGUAUAGAGAAAAGUGGAAAAAGGAGCAUAUCCACCUAUAUAAGAGGGCAAGAAUGCUAGAGUCAUGGUUUGGGUAGCAUUUCAGCGGUCUAAUAGGUUCGAAUUGGUCCGUUUAGAGCGAGACUUUAAAGUAAAGAAGCAUGGCUACUCUGCAGGGUUAUAUCUUGCUUUAUUGGAAGAAUAUGUGCCUACUAUUAUAAUCUUAGCUUCACUUUCAUGCAGGAUAAUGCUCCUAUCUAUACUACUUAAAAGGUCAAGCAAUACUUUGAAAAUGAUAGUAUAAGAGUCAUGGAUUGGCCACCCUAUUUGCCUGAUUUAAACCCAGUUGAAUACCUC
Aspergillus ochraceoroseus IBT 24754 is the source of this 434-nucleotide messenger RNA. RefSeq lists its product as uncharacterized. The coding region runs from base 163 to 381 and encodes 72 amino acids. The record is from RefSeq and is a predicted model, not a curated record. The transcript has a single exon. Lineage: Eukaryota; Fungi; Ascomycota; Eurotiomycetes; Eurotiales; Aspergillaceae.